Molecule: messenger RNA, 2149 nt
Organism: Chrysoperla carnea
Lineage: Eukaryota; Metazoa; Arthropoda; Insecta; Neuroptera; Chrysopidae
Gene: Ndf
Product: putative oxidoreductase GLYR1 homolog
Exons: 11
Coding region: 7-1908 (633 amino acids)
Molecular function (GO): oxidoreductase activity, acting on the CH-OH group of donors, NAD or NADP as acceptor; NAD binding; NADP binding
Source: RefSeq, a predicted model, not a curated record
GCAAAAAUGGGAGAAACACCUGAGUUAAAGUCGUACGAUUAUAAAAUUGGUGAUUUGGUCUGGGCAAAAUUAAAAACUUUUUGUCCGUGGCCAGCCAAGGUUGUUGUAGCUCCGACGAAUAUACCAAAGCCGAAGAAAGGAGCCCAUCAAUGUGUACUAUUUUUCGGGGCAAAUAAUUAUGCUUACAUUGAGCUUCAUAAUUUAAAACCGUAUAAGGAGUAUAAAGAUACGCUUGUUGGUGCUAGUAAGACAGCGUCAUUCAAGGAUGCUGUAGCGCAAAUUGAAAAAUAUAUCGAAAAUAGAGAGAAAUAUGGUGAAGAUUUCGAUGCUAUAGAAAAUGAUCAAGAUGCAGAAUUUAAUAAGUUACGUGAUGCACAGGAGCCAAUUACUCCGAAAGAGAAAACAAAAAAAGCGAAAAAGGAAAGUCCAACGAAAAAACGUGCAUCUGAAUCAGGAGUAGGACUUGGACGGCCACCAAAAAAGAGUAAAUUAUCGGCGAGUUUUUCAACGAAUGACGAUGGGCUAGCAGGCUCACCAGUCGGGCAAAAUCACGUGAGUCGGAAAGGAUAUCAAGUAGUAUUAGAUCGGCCCAGUAUUUUAAUGCGCCCGGAAACGCCGCCAAUUGAUGCGCAAGUUUCGAAAAAUAUUUCUGAUAAGAACGUGGAGCCAUCGAAAUUAACGUUUGGUUUUCUUGGCACGGGUAAUAUUGGUGCACAACUUGUUAAAAAUCUUCUGGCAUCUGGACAUAAAAUGGUCGCAUGGAAUCGUACACCCGAUAAGCUUAAACCGUUGGAAGAACUAGGAGUUAAAACGCUUCAAACACCUCAGGAUGUAGUACAACAUGCUGACGUCACAUUUAGUUGUGUUUCAGAUCCUACUGCAGCUAAAAAUAUUGUAUUUGGUAAUUGUGGUGUUUUAAAAGCAAGUUUAGCAAAUAAGGGUUACGUGGAGAUGACUGGAAUUGAUAAUGAAACUAGUCAAGAUAUUGCUGAUGCGAUAACAGCUGGUGGAGGUCGUUAUUUAGAAGCUCAACUUUUAGGUAAUCGAGAUCAAGCAAAAAAUGGCACAUUGAUUAUAUUGACUGCUGGUGAUACAUCCCUCUUUCAAGAUUGUCAGAGCUGUUUUCGAAUUAUUGGCAGACAUUCCUAUCAUUUAAGAGAAGUUGGUAAUGCUUGUAAAAUGAGCUUAAUAUUUAAUUUAAUGAGUGGUGUUGCAAUUGCUGGUUUAGCCGAAGGCUUAGCAUUAGCGGAUCGUUGCGGAUUGGAAUUAGGUGAUGUGGGAACAAUUUUAAAAGCGACCCGACUGGCAUCACCGGAAAUUGUCGAGAAUUGUAAUCACAUCAUCAACGAUCCAUACACAAAGAAUUUCCCAUUAAAACAUAUGCAAAAAUAUUUGAAAUUAGCGCUAAAUAUGGCCGAUCCAAUGGAACAAUCACUGCCUUUAACUGCAUCCAGCAAUGAAGUUUAUAAACAUACAAGACGUUUAGGAUAUGCGGAGUUUGAUGUCUCGAGUUGUUACACUACUUACGGUCCAACAAAAGCGGUACGUUCGAGCGCGAAACAUUCCAAUAAUCGUGGUAGUAAUAUUUUAAUGUUUGAUCAUCACAAUCAAUCAAAUCUAGAAGAGGAAUCUGAAGUACCCGUUGAAAAUUAUUCGAUUGAAAUGAAAGAAGAGCCACUACAAAAUUCUGAUGCUGUAACGGAGAAAUUACAAGACACACAAAAUAAUGUUGAAGAUACGUCUACUACUCUUAACGAUACAAAUAACGCCAUCGUUAAUGAUUUAAAAGACGUGGCGGUACCACAACAAGAGGGGGAAGAAAUUAGUGGGGAUUUUAGUAAUAAGAAAAGUGAAGUAAAUAAUAGUGUUGAGGAGAAUAGUCAAGAAAUAAUUGAUGCGAAAAAUUAAGCUAAGUCAUUACACGAUAUUUCCAAUAUGCAAAGUUGUUGCAUACUUUUCCUCUUUUGAAUUGUAUAAGGUGUUCCAAUAAGAACGCCAGUUUUGAAUUUUAAAUAAAAUAUAUUUGUGGCAUGAGUUCGAAACAUUUAUUAAAUAAUGAAGUGCAAUUUUCAAGGAUUGUUGCAGUGAAGGACAGUGAUACAGCAUUGAAUUUUGUUUUUUAAGGCUUCGUUGUGGGUUUGUUCACAUA